This is a messenger RNA of Drosophila eugracilis, 2880 nucleotides long. RefSeq names its product LIM domain-containing protein jub (gene jub). The transcript is spliced from 7 exons. The coding region runs from base 318 to 2453 and encodes 711 amino acids. NCBI's taxonomy places the organism in Eukaryota, Metazoa, Arthropoda, Insecta, Diptera, Drosophilidae. The record is from RefSeq and is a predicted model, not a curated record. Gene Ontology annotation, cellular component: transcription regulator complex; adherens junction; nucleus. Gene Ontology annotation, biological process: positive regulation of miRNA-mediated gene silencing; cytoskeleton organization; negative regulation of hippo signaling. Gene Ontology annotation, molecular function: transcription corepressor activity.
UAUAAUGGUUGCAAACGGCGGUCACACUACAGUUCCCACGGUCCGAAUUUUUUGAUUUUUCCGAUUGAAGCACACAAAGAAAAUGCAGAAAAGCUAAAAGAAUAAAGGAAAAGUCGAUUGACUGAUUGUCAACUAGCCGUACACUGUUAGCUGAGGUAUUUUUCCGUCCGGGGAAAGCCAGGAAAUCGUUGAUUUCGGGGCGGCGUCCCCCCCGCAGAGCGAGAUAGCAAGUGAGGGAGUAGGAAUCGGUGGAGGAGGAGGAGCAAGAAGAAGAACAUAAGGAGGAGCAGGAUCAGGACUAUAUAUAUAUAUAUAAAAUGACCACCCAGCGAACGCAGACUCAGACGAGGAAUCCGGGCAAUUCCGAUUCUGACUAUGAGACACUGAUGCAGCGUCUUCACAUCGGUGGUGGUGGAGGAGGAGGCGGGGGAAUUGGUGGCCCUGGUGAUGGAGCCAUGGCAAUGAGGAAUGAGCAUCAGCAGAUGCAGCAUCUCUAUCGCAAUCCGGACUAUAAGCUCUACGAACGCGGUAAUAUCAUAGCAGCCUCCAAAUAUGCCACGCCCCGUCCAGUGGAGCAGAUGCAGCAUGUCCACAAUGGCAGUGCCCACAUCUAUGCACCCACCGCUCAGAUUUUGGGUCAACGAAUUGCCCCCCAGAAGCAUUCGCCGGUGUACGAGAACCUCGAAUUCUAUGGCCAGUUUGAUUCGAACCACAAGAGGGCUCAGCCCCAAAGUCCUGGUAGCAGGCAGAGUGCCAUGCUCAAUGACUAUCUGCUAAUGCAACCGAUUGGGGCAGGACGCUUUGCACACACGCCAGUGCCAGAGAAUCCGGGUAGUGGAUUAGGAGGCACGCUAAGAGGAGCAGCAGGCCAACCAACAGGGCGAUCUGUGGCAUUGGGACCUACUUCUGAUCUGGAGGAGCACGCUGCACCCAUUUAUGAAAACAUCAUUCCCCAUUCCGGUCAGCGGGCACAGCCGCAAGCCUCGCCGGCUACCGCCACCAUGUACCAGGAGAUGCAGCCGACGUCCAAUUCAUCGGGCGGUUCAUCCACUGCUGGCCUGGAUCUCAAUGCACUGCUGGCCUCGCCCAUGCACCAGCGAAGUAUCAGCAGUAAUACGGCAAGUUCCAGCUCGCUGGGAUCGCCCACUCAGCGAUAUAGGAAUCUUUCGCUGCCUAGCCAUUUGAGUCCAGUGCCCACGGCGCACUCGGUGGCCAAACUGCAACAGCAUACGCCCAUUAAGUCGCCCAGUGGCGCCAUCAAUGUCUCCGUGAAUCCCAAUUAUAUAGAGGACAUUAAUAGCUCUGACUACGUUUGUAUGACAGCGAAUCUGCAUCGGACGUCUACGUCUGCAGCCGGAGUGGCCACUGGCAGGGCGGCUGCAACGGGUGCCACGGCCCAACGAACUGUCCAGGAACCAGCUACGAUAUCAUCCUCACUGGCCAUGGGUAUGGCUACGGCAGCACCGCCAGCCACAUCUAUUGCACCGGUAACAGCCCCACCAUCAUCAGUAACAGCAUCAGCAGCACCAUCAUCCACCGCCUCGUUGAGAGCCACGCCCAUUGCGAUGACAGCUCCUCUGGCGGUGGCUACAUCACCCACGCCCUCGCAGGGCAGUACAGCCAUUAACGCUGCCUUGAAACCCAGGAGAGGUCUCACCAAGAAUCUGCUGCCGUAUAGUGUCACCCCGCCGCGUCCGGCUGGCCCGACAGAGGCGCAGCGUAAGAUCGAGGAGCUCACCCGCCAGCUGGAGGAGGAGAUCGAGCAAAGUGAAGAGCAUGGCGAAUACUUUGGCAUCUGUCACACCUGCGGGGAGAAGGUGAAAGGUGCCGGUCAAGCCUGUCAGGCAAUGGGAAAUCUUUAUCACACCAAUUGCUUCAUCUGCUGCUCCUGCGGUCGGGCGCUACGUGGCAAGGCCUUCUAUAAUGUCCAUGGACGUGUCUAUUGUGAGGAGGAUUACAUGAACUCACUCUUGCAGUAUUCGGGCUUCCAGCAGACGGCGGAAAAGUGCGCCAUCUGCGGCCACUUAAUUAUGGAGAUGAUCUUGCAGGCCAUGGGCAAAUCGUAUCAUCCGGGCUGCUUCCGGUGCUGUGUGUGCAAUGAGUGCUUAGAUGGUGUACCCUUCACCGUGGAUGUGGACCACAAGAUCUACUGCGUCAACGAUUAUCAUAGAAUGUUUGCCCCUAAGUGCGCAAGUUGUGGCAAAGGCAUCACGCCCGUCGAGGGCACCGAUGAAACCGUGCGCGUAGUUUCAAUGGACAAGGACUUCCACGUGGACUGCUACAUUUGCGAGGAGUGCGGAAUGCAGCUAACCGAUGAGCCAGACAAGCGCUGUUACCCGCUGGACGGGCGCUUGCUCUGCCGUGGAUGCCACCUGCAACGUCUGGCGCUGCAAUCAUCGCCGCAUGCCCGUCAUCAGGAGCCCGUCUGCGCUUCCUAUCAAUAUAUGGGAUAAGCGUAACGGCAUACUCCGAUCCACGCAAACAUCCCCAAAUUCGACAGAGUGGCGCACAACUCAAGAACAAAACUAUCGCAAUCAACUUAUUCCAAUUAACAAUAUUAUCAUAAACAGACAAGAAGUGAAAACAAAACAAAUGCAUUUAUACGAAACGAUCGCUAAGUAAGUGGCUUUUUUAUUAUUAUUUUUAUGGCAGUGCAUGAGGAUCUCGAAACGGGGAUCUGUUAGAAGAAAAAAAACAAAACUAUGUAAUGGAUUCCUGUGAAAUCUCUGACAAUUUGGCAGUAAUUGUUGGCAAUACUAUAUUCUCAUAUAUUAAAAAGACUUUUUCAAAUAUGUCCUGUCGGGUGUUCCUGAGACCUCUUGAGGUUUCAUAGCAAUAGCAACGGUGUCUCAAAAUAUGCAAUAAAAUAUUAUAUUCUGA